AUAAACACAGCCAAAAUAUUGAUUUCGUUUCGGUUGUCGGUAACGACGUCGAAUUAAAAUUCAACAAAAUAAUGCUUUUGUUCGGCUUUUCGACCAGCUGGAAUAAUUUCUUCGAAUACGACAAACGCUCGAACGAUUAAAAUCUGACCCAUUUCGACAAUUUUCGGAAAUUUUCUUUGAUUUUAAUUACAGCAUAAAAGUUCGGCGUUUUAUCCGGCAAGGAAUCAAAGUCUUCAAACCAAGAGCUAAGAUCACAGUAUUCUUACGCGUGCGUCUACAGAACGCCACGUGGCCUUAUUUUCUCGCAUGCAAAUUUACUUCGGACAACAGAUUUGAUUAUAACUUCACCUCAGCUCAACAUGGGCGAAAUUGCGUGAAACGAGCAAUUACACGGCGUUUAAGAAAGAGAAGGACUGUAUUGUGGCGUUGAACCACAAGAUCACAAAAUCUUGGUGCUGAUAUCUUUUCUGCGAAGCGUGAAUGUACCCUGACGAUGGACCAUUUAAUCGUAAUUUUCGUCUUGUGUUUAUGCUUGGUACCAGUAUAUGGCCGCCAUCUACAGUUUCAACUUAGCGGCUUUGAAUGUUUCUACGAAGACCUUGUAGAAAACACCGAAUGUUCGCUAGAAUACGCGCCGAUCACCGGCGUCGACCCGCGCAUCGAUGCGUACAUACAGGAUCCAGAGGGCAGCUUCGUUUACAAAGAAGAAAAGAAGGAUUACGACUUGCAUAAAUUUACCACUGAUAAAAACGGAACGUACACUAUCUGUUUCAGCAACGUUUUCGAAUUCUCCAUCGGUGAAAACCUCGUUUACUUCGAUUUGAUCAAAGGCGACGAAGACUACAUGGGAUAUGAAGGAGUUGACGGAACGCAAACGGCCCUGACGUACUUCGAGAAGUCCUUCCUAAAUAUUCACGAGAACUUCAACUUGAUCGAGAAAUAUCAGAACUAUUACAGACUCAGAGAAGCAAACGGUCGGUUGGCUGCGGAAUAUCUUAAACAGCGUGUUCAGUGGUGGUCCAUUGGACAGUCUUGUAUUAUAAUUUCUGUUGGAGUUAUUCAAGUUUUCUUGUUACGUAGAUUUUUUACUGUUUCAAAAGAGGACCUAUGAAUACAACUUUCAAAAGGAAUAAUCAUUAGUAAAAUUCAGUCACAGAUUAUCCGGUUUACCAUAGCUUGGUUCUUGUUUAUAAUUUCUUUCCUUCUCUGCGGAUAAACAAUUUCUACUCGAUCUUAAAAUAAAUGGCUCUCUGCCAAUAAAUGCCGAAAUCAAAAAUUUUACUACAUGGGUAAUGGUCCCAGCUAGUUUAAUUGCCUAGUUGGCUAUUUGAUUGCCAAGCUUUAGAACUCUCUUGUUUGGUUACACUUGGAGUUGUUGUUCAGUUUGGUGAUUUUAUAUUUAUUGUCUGCUCUAGAAUAUAGUUUUGAUGAACUGUUAUUUAAAUGAAAAUAUCUGUAAUGAUAUAUGGGAAAAUGAUGUACAUUGUAGUUAAAUUAUUUCUUUGAAUUUUGUUAUUCGACGGCGCUGGGUAAAAAUAAAGAACUUGUUAAAGCUUA
Molecule: messenger RNA, 1557 nt
Organism: Orbicella faveolata
Lineage: Eukaryota; Metazoa; Cnidaria; Anthozoa; Scleractinia; Merulinidae
Product: transmembrane emp24 domain-containing protein 7 pseudogene
Source: RefSeq, a predicted model, not a curated record